Messenger RNA from Spirodela intermedia, 3504 nucleotides. The record is from the annotation of a GenBank genome assembly. Lineage: Eukaryota; Viridiplantae; Streptophyta; Magnoliopsida; Alismatales; Araceae.
AUGGCAUCUCCUUCGUCUCUCCUGGCCUUCUUCUUCCUCCUCCUCCUGCUGUCUAGCUCUAGCUCCGCUGCCUCGGCUUCCCCGGGAGAUGCGGAGCUGCUUCUCCGCUUCAAGAGGUCACUUCUGAACCCCGGCCGCGUUCUCCGCACCUGGCUUCCCGCCGGGGACCCCUGCAGGUCCUUCGCCGGCGUUUCCUGCGCCGCUUCCCGCGUCUCCGGCAUUCGGCUGGACGGCAUCCCCUUGGACGCAGACUUCAGCUCCGUCGCCUCCUCUCUGCUCUCCCUGGAGCACUUGCAGAGUCUCUCCCUGAAGCGCGCCGGCCUCGUUGGAACCCUAACGCCGCCACCGCUGGGAUCCAGAUGCGGCGGCCGGCUCGUCGAGCUCGACCUCGCCGGGAACGAUCUCCGUGGAUCCGUUACCGGAAUACCGGCGUUCUCCUCUUCCUGUUCUUCCUUGCUGCACUUGAAUCUCUCAGGGAACUCUCUGGGAUUCUCUCCCUCCGGCGACGUCGCCGGGGAGCGGCUGCGGCUCCACGUCCUCGACCUCUCCUUCAAUCGCCUCUUCAGUGGCGCCGCCCUCGAGUGGUUUCUUCUCUCCAGCGGGGGGGAUCUCCGGGAGCUCCACCUCUCUAACAGCGGCAUAACUGGAGUCGUCCCCGUCGCGGGCAACAACUGUUCCAAUCUGCGUCUUCUGGACCUCUCCUUCAACUCCCUCACCGGCAUCGCCCCCGCUGCCUUCGCCGCCUGCGAGAACUUGGCCUUCCUCAACAUCUCCGACAACGACCUCGCCGGGGAGUUCGUGGAGGAUUUCCUCGGCCCCUGCCGCAGCCUCCUGGCCGUCGACCUCUCCUGGAACAACCUCUCCGGCAUCCUCCCGGCCGGCAUCUCCGCCUGCUCCGCUUUACAGUCCCUGAACCUCGCCAACAACAACUUCUCCGGUGAGCUUCCCCUGAACAAGCUGACGGCGGCCGUCAGCGGCCUCCGGAGGAUCCAACUGUCCUUCAACAGGUUCUCCGGCGCCCUCCCGGAGACUCUCUCCGAGCUCUCUUCUUCCCUGGAGCUGCUCGAUCUGAGCUCCAACUCCCUGUCCGGGAAGAUUCCUGCGGGGCUCUGCCGCGGAGCCAACGGGCACAGCCUCCGGGAACUUUAUUUGCAGGACAACCAGUUCGCCGGCGGUAUCCCGCCGUCAAUCAGCAACUGCUCCAUGCUGGUCUCCCUCGACCUCAGCUUCAACUACAUCACCGGGGGGAUUCCCUCCUCCAUCGGAUCUCUCCCUCGUCUCCGGGAGUUGAUCAUGUGGCAGAACCUCGUGGAAGGGGAUAUCCCCGGCGAUCUGGGUCGCCUGCUUGCCCUGGAGAAGCUCAUUCUGGACAACAAUGGUCUGACGGGGGCGAUCCCCUCAGAGCUCAGAAACUGCACGAACCUCAACUGGAUCUCCCUGUCCGGCAACCGCUUUGGGGGACGGAUUCCGCCAUGGCUGGGAGAGCUCUCCAACCUGGUCAUCCUCAACGUGGGCAACAAUUCCUUCUCAGGGCCCAUACCGCCGGAGCUCGGGGACUGCAAGAGCCUGAUCUGGUUGGACCUCAACAGCAACCUUCUCAACGGGACGAUCCCACCAGCGCUGGCGAAGCAGUCGGGGAAGAUCGCCGUCGGCUUGGUCUCCGGGAAGAGGUACGUGUACCUGAAGAACGACGGCAGCAGCGAGUGCCACGGCGCCGGGAGCCUCCUCGAGUUCGCCGGAAUCCGGCCGGAGCAGCUGAGCCGCUUGCCGACGCGGCGGACCUGCAACUUCACCAGGAUUUACAUGGGGAGCACCCAGUACACCUUCAACCACAACGGCUCCGUCCUCUUCCUCGACCUCUCUUACAACCAGCUGGAGGGGCAGAUCCCGCCGGAGCUAGGGGACAUGUACUACCUCGAGGUGCUCAACCUCGCUCACAACGCUCUCUCCGGUUCCAUCCCGCCGGAGCUGGGGAAGCUGAGGAACGCCGGCAGCCUCGACCUCUCCCACAAUCUCCUCGAGGGCGCCAUUCCGGUCUCCUUCUCCGGUCUCUCCAUGCUCUCCGAGAUCGACCUCUCCAACAACAGGCUCAACGGGAGCAUCCCCAACGUGGGCCAGCUGGCGACCUUCUCCGCCGGGAGAUACGCGAACAAUUCGGGGCUCUGCGGUCUCCCCCUGCCGCCCUGUUCUGGGGAUGAUUCCAGGAGAACGGCAGUCAACGGCGAGCGCCACCAGAGCUCCCGUCGGAGGCAAGCGUCCGUCGCCGGAAGCGUGGCCCUGGGGUUGCUUCUGUCUCUCCUCUGCAUCCUGGGAUUCAUUUUCUUGGCGGCGGAGAGCAAGAAACGGCGGAGGCGGCGGCGGCAGCAGGUGGCGGUGAAGAUGGACGGCGGGGCUGGGGCUCUCUCCGGCGGCGGCGACGGCGAUAAUAAUUCCGCUUGGAAGCUGACGAUCACCCAGGAAGGCCUCGCCGUGAACCUGUCCACCUUCGAGAAGGCCCUGUGGAAGCUCACCCUCGCGGACCUCGUGGAAGCCACCAAUGGCUUCCACGACGACUGCCUGGUAGGCUCCGGGGGAUUCGGCGACGUUUACAGGGCCCGUCUCAAGGACGGCGCCGUCGUCGCCGUCAAGAGGCUGAUCCACGUGAGCGGGCAGGGCGACCGGGAAUUCACGGCGGAGAUGGAGACCAUCGGGAAGGUCAGGCACCGCAAUCUCAUCCCCCUCCUCGGCUACUGCAAGGUCGGCGAGGAGCGCCUCCUCGUCUACCAGUACAUGAAGCACGGCAGCCUGGAGGACGUCCUCCACAGCACCAGAAACGACAACAACAAGAGCAGGAACAAGAACAAGAACGAGAAGGGCGGCGGCGGCGGAGGAGGAGGAGGAGGAGAAGUAGGGAUCCUUCGUCUCAACUGGGCGGCGAGGAGGAAUAUAGCCGUCGGCGCCGCCAGGGGGCUGGCCUUCCUCCACAACUGCAUCCCCCACAUCAUCCACAGGGACAUGAAAUCCAGCAACGUCCUGCUGGACGACGACCUCGAGGCCAGGGUUUCCGACUUCGGGAUGGCAAGGCUGAUGAGCGCCGUGGACACCCAUCUGAGCGUCUCCACGCUCGCCGGAACCCCCGGGUACGUGCCGCCGGAGUACUGCCACAGCUUCCGGUGCACCACCAAGGGGGACGUCUACAGCUACGGCGUGGUGCUGCUGGAGCUCCUGACGGGGCGGCGGCCGACGGACUCCUCCGACUUUGGGGACGACAACAAUCUGGUGGGGUGGGUGAAGCAGCAGGCCAAGUCCAGGGUCAGCGAGGUCUUCGACGGGGAGCUCCUCAGCGAGGACCCAGGGCUGGAGCUGGAGCUGCUGGAGCACCUCAAGGUCGCCUGCGCCUGCCUCGACGACCGGCCGGCGAGGAGGCCGACGAUGAUGCAGGUGAUGGCCAUGUUCAAGGAGAUUCAGGCAGGGUCAACGGCCGUGGGAUCCGCUGCGCUGCAGGCGGUGGCGUCCGCUGACUAG